AUGUCUAGCUCAUUAAUCAAUAAAUCAUUAAGCACUAUCGACACUGAAUUGGAUUUUCUGUUAAAAAGUAAUGCGAUUGAUAAGAAAACCUACUCUAAGAUCCAUGAUUUGUUACCACGUAGAGCCCCUGAAGUCCCAAGCCGUCAACAAUCCAAUUCCUCCAAAAAUGAAGAAUGGGUUGAGGCUAUCUACCAAUUCGAUCCACAACAAGAUGGUGAUUUGCAGUUGAUGCCCGGUGAUAAGAUCUUGGUUACUGAAAAGCCUUCUCCAGAAUGGUUUAAAGGUAAAUGUAAUGGUAAAGUCGGUGUAUUCCCUUCUAAUUACGUGAGGCCUGCAUUUUCAGGUAGUAACAAUGAAAAAUCUAGAAGCGAUGCAGCCCCACCACAGUACCAACAAGACGACCAUCAUAUCUCCAAACACUCUUCACAUCAAUCUAGCAUGAUGCCUCCACAACCAUACCCACAACAACAACAGGUAUACCAAGCUCCUCCUCCACAACAACAACAAGCGUAUCAAGCUCCUCCACAACAAGUUGUUGUUGAACAAGCUCCUGCUAAACAGCACCACGAACACAAGCACUUGAAGAAUUUCGGUAGCAAGCUAGGUAACGCCGCUAUUUUCGGUGCUGGUGCCACUUUAGGUUCUGACCUAGUUAACAGUAUUUUCUAA
This is a messenger RNA of Henningerozyma blattae CBS 6284, 669 nucleotides long. RefSeq lists its product as uncharacterized. Gene Ontology annotation, cellular component: ESCRT-0 complex. Gene Ontology annotation, molecular function: protein binding. The coding region runs from base 1 to 669 and encodes 222 amino acids. The transcript has a single exon. Gene Ontology annotation, biological process: protein transport to vacuole involved in ubiquitin-dependent protein catabolic process via the multivesicular body sorting pathway. NCBI's taxonomy places the organism in Eukaryota, Fungi, Ascomycota, Saccharomycetes, Saccharomycetales, Saccharomycetaceae. The record is from RefSeq and is a predicted model, not a curated record.